Orbicella faveolata is the source of this 2831-nucleotide messenger RNA. Its product is annotated as 6-phosphofructo-2-kinase/fructose-2,6-bisphosphatase-like. Gene Ontology annotation, biological process: fructose 2,6-bisphosphate metabolic process; fructose metabolic process. NCBI's taxonomy places the organism in Eukaryota, Metazoa, Cnidaria, Anthozoa, Scleractinia, Merulinidae. The record is from RefSeq and is a predicted model, not a curated record. Gene Ontology annotation, cellular component: cytosol. Gene Ontology annotation, molecular function: fructose-2,6-bisphosphate 2-phosphatase activity; ATP binding; 6-phosphofructo-2-kinase activity.
UUGGCAAAGUCCAUCUUCCAACUGGAAGUGUGUGCCAUAAAUUACUCGCAAAGCGUCAUUUACAACUACCUGAAAUUGAUAUAAUCUUUUCAGGGGAGAAUAUCUUCAGUUGCCAAGAUGAAUCGUUCUCUUUAUCCCGCUUCGUGUCCUCCUAUUGUACACGUACCCACUUGCAUAGUCAUGGUGGGUUUACCGGCUCGAGGCAAAACGUAUGUCUCUAGAAAGCUUGCUCGCUACCUCAACUGGAUCGGUGUGAACACGAAGGUAUUUAACCUUGGUGAAUAUCGUCGUGAGAUGGCCGGCGCUCAUUGCAAGCACUCGUUCUUCGAUCCGACCAAUGCUGAUGGUAUGAACGUUCGCGAAAAGUGCGCAGAACUAGCUCUUGAAGACAUAACGAAAUGGUUGAACGAUAAGGGGCAGGUAGCCAUCUUUGACGCUACAAACACCACUCGAGCAAGAAGAACGAAAGUCACCGAUCAUCUCGCCACCCAUGGUUUCAAGGGUUUUUUCGUCGAGUCAGUUUGCGACGACAAAGAGAUCAUACGUUCCAAUAUUCUAGAGGUGAAAGUCAACUCGCCUGACUAUCAGGGGGUCCCCUCAGAAGAAGCUUGUCAAGAUUUCGAAGCCCGGAUAAACCAUUAUAAUGAUUAUUAUGAACCAAUUUCUUUGGAUCAUGAUCUUAACAUGCCAUUUCUUAAAGUGAUUGAUGGUGGUAAGAGGUUUCUGAUGAAUAAAGUGGAAGGCUACUUGCAAAGUAGAAUAGUGUAUUACAUAAUGAAUCUUCACAUCACCCCUAGAGCCAUCUACUUGUCAAGACACGGUGAAAGCAUGAUGAAUUUGCAAGGUAGGAUCGGUGGGGAUUCUGAUCUCACUGAAAGGGGCUGGGAGUACAGUAAAGUCCUGGGGAAGUUCGUCAAAGAGAGCAUGCCAGCCGACCUCAAAGUUUGGACAAGUGAAUUGAAAAGAACCAAUCAGACGGCUAGUUUUAUAGACAGACCAAUUGAAAUAUGGAAGGCUGUCAAUGAAAUUGACGCUGGAGUAUGUGAGGGAAUGACAUACGAAGAAAUUCAAGAGCAGUUUCCAGAGGACUUUGCUAGACGAGAUGAGGAUAAAUUUCAUUACCGGUAUGUCCGCGGGGAGUCUUACGAAGAUCUUGUUGCCCGCUUAGAGCCAGUUAUCAUGGAACUUGAAAGGCAGCAUAAUGUCCUCGUCAUUUGUCACCAAGCAGUGGCGCGGUGCCUCUUAGCCUACUUCCUUGACCACAACUCUGAAGAGCUGCCCUAUUUGCGAGUGCCUCUACACACCGUCAUAAAGCUCACCCCAGUCGCGUAUGGCUGCCGUGUGGAGAAGUUCGAUUUGAAGAUCCCUGCUGUAAACACACACAGGGAAAAGCCCAAGGUUGUUUCAGUCAACCGUACUGAAGAAGAUGCAUUAGAAACUGUUCCAGAUCAUGAGUGAUCAUUUGGAGAACAAUAUUUUCAUUCUCAGACAGGGUAUGGUUUAUCUAAUAAACUAGAGGGCAAAGUUUAUGAUUUUUGUCAUGUGCUGAUCAAUUUAUUGGAUACUUCAACAUCCAAAACCCAACAUUUGAACUUCUGAAGUUUUAGUUCAAAUUCUCAUCCUCUAUAUUAAAAAUAGUGUUUAAAUGUCCCACCUCCUGUUACACCCAAACUAGUCAAAUGUCCAAAAAGGAUAUUGCAUUUGAUCAAUACUUAAGAGAGCAUUUUUACUUUUGGUGCAUAUUCUGGGUUUUUUCAUUAAUUUCAAUUUGGAUGUAACAAUUGUUGGGAUGCAGGGUUAACUACCGGUAGUCUGCUUUGAAUGUAUAAAAUAAUAAUGGAAUAUACAGUACAUAAUUAUAUACAAAUCUUUGUGGAGAAAUAUAUAUUUAAUUUCAAUUGCAUCCAUGAAUUAAACCAAAAUAUUAGAAACAAUUGUAAUGCUUCUUUCUACAAACAUUUUGAUUCUGAGUUUUGUGGUAUUUUUUCUUUUCCAUUUAGUGGAUCACAGGUUUUCCUUCAACUAAAGUAACAUUUCAGUAGUCGCAACAUAAUACUUUACCAAACGUAUUUAAAAUUCCUUACAUGUAAAAUUUUGACAUGGACCAGUUUCAUACAUUGAGGACUUAUAUAGCCAUAAAUGUUUAAUGGCUUGACUAUGUCUUGCCCCUAAAUACAAGGUUCCAGUGGCUCAACCCCACCCUUACCCCCUCCCACAGUGUGUCCAGUGGAACUGGAUGGGGAGGGGAUGGUAAUUUUUUGAUUUAAUUGGUGCAUUACAGUCAAAAACACUCAUUAAUAAUCAACAGCUUUAUGUUUCAUAAAAUGUUUGAAUUUUUUUACUCAUGAAAAAUUAUAAUACAUCUGGUCAUGCCUUGGUGAAAUUGUUUCUUUAUUUUGUCUGAAAUCUUGAAUUAACAGCAUUUUUUGUCUUGCAUAUAGCAUAUUUAAAAACAUGGUGAUGGUGUUUUAUUGUUACUGUAGUCAAUAUUUAAUUAAGAAUUACGAAAAAAUUAUUUAUUCAGUUUCCUUUAAAGAGAUCUCUGAAGGAAUAAUUAUUUUUGAAACAUUUUUUAAUGACUUGAAAACUUGAUGCAUGUAUUGCAACUAUUUUUUUUUCAGAUUAUUUAAUUCCAUGUACUUUCUUGUUUCUUAUAUUAGUGACUAUAUUAUUGUACUUAAGGCCCUUGGUCUUUUGCAGAACAUAUUAUUUUUGAUAUGGGAUAAAAUCAGUGGUUUCAUUAGUUUAGGUUUUUGAUUAAUUUACUUAAGGUGGCCGAACACAGUUUUCAAGAGCCUAUGCUUAAUUCACCAUUACUUUUAAGCUGUUUA